Molecule: messenger RNA, 5392 nt
Organism: Syngnathus acus (greater pipefish)
Lineage: Eukaryota; Metazoa; Chordata; Actinopteri; Syngnathiformes; Syngnathidae
Gene: bcl9l
Product: bcl9 like
Biological process (GO): positive regulation of transcription by RNA polymerase II; canonical Wnt signaling pathway; negative regulation of transforming growth factor beta receptor signaling pathway
Cellular component (GO): beta-catenin-TCF complex
Molecular function (GO): beta-catenin binding; transcription coactivator activity
Source: RefSeq, a predicted model, not a curated record
GUUUUUCUCAAUAUGUGCCUUGUUCAAGCCCGUUUUUACUGUUGUUGAUUUUUUUCCCUUUUUUUUUUUUUAAUGCAGUGCGGGUGUACCUAAUGAAGUGUCCAGAGAGUGUCACUGUGGGAAGUCCACGCAGUGACACUCGUCAGUGACUGACUUACGGAUGCCCGUGUGGACACUCGCGUGAUUGUCAGCUCGUCGAUGGCGACUCGUCUUGCUUGGAAGGCAUAAACUGCAGCGAGGCGACGCGUCUCCUGAUUUCAGCCCAAACUUCCAGCGAGACGUGCCACGCCACGCCACGCCACGCUAGCUGAAAGCUCCGUGGUGGGCGAGACUACCGUGCGCCCCCUCCUCACCCCCUACUGCCGCUCUCUACUCCAGCGAGUGUGGAAGCGGCUGUGGCUGCUACCCGAGCCGGCUCAGCGAGCGCUGUCGGCGGCUUCCACCCCCGGGGAAUGUCGGCCCCUGACGUCGGCCUCCUCCUCCUCCACGAGUGUCACACAGCAGCCAGAUGGGGUCUGAGCGCGUCCACUGAAGCAUGAAGCGGGAGAGCCGCAAUGGCGAUGUCGGGCCUCAUCCGCAAACCUGAGUGCGUUUACAAUCAUUGACAGCGUUGCCUGAUCGCAAUGUGAGCCCCGGCCGGCCGACAUCUUCUCCACGCCGCUCCUAAGCCUCACUCAGCAGCCAAUCAAAUGCACACGGACAAUAAGCCGGCCAAUCAUGGCGAGCAAGUCACUGGUGACGGACGAGCUCAAAUGGCCGCCGUAAACCUGCAGGCUCAGCAGCAGCAGGGACCCGCCGGCCACCCGGGCCCCAAGAGCCGCCUCGGGGCCGGCGGCCAUGGCGUCAACAAGAGCAACCCCGUGCCCAAGUGCGCCGGCCAAUCGGCGAGCAGCGUCGGAGGACUGCUCAAAACCAAAAGUAAGCGGGAGAGGAGCGUAUCUGUGGACUCUGGUGAACCGCGACAUGCUGCUCCUAAAAACCUGGAAGCUGAUGCCAAAGCAGAGGGAGUCACACGCAGUAAGCGUCGUUGCGUUCUGGAGAAGAAGCAGCCAUACAGUGGAGACGAGUGGUGCUCCGGACCCGACACGGAGGACGACGAAGACAAGCCGCGCUUGUCAACAACUCAACGGGAGCGAGUGCUGCCGGGACCCAGGCAGGCGCAACCAGAUCAUCCGCCUGCGGGGCCAGUCACGUCUGAGCCUGUAAUGGCUUGCGGACCAGCACCUGGACCGAAGCCUGGACCGAAGCCAGGACCGCCUCCACCUCAGUCCUCGCAGCAGCUGUUGUAUGUCUUCACAACCAGCAUGGCCAACAGUGCUGCAGAAUCAGUCAUGAAAGGAAACACUGAUUCCAUUCUUCAGUUUCAUCAGCAAAAUAUUCCACGAACCAAGUUAGAGCAGUGCUACGCAAGGCUCGUCGAGAAGGUGAACUCCAGCGCCUCUCCUCCCGCAGCCGCCCCGAAAUCCAAAAGCGGAACUCCGAGGCCGAGCUCGGCGGGAGGUGGCGUCCCCGCACUUGCGGCGGGAACGCCGACAUCGGGUGGCCACUCUGACAACGAUUCCCCUCGGAGCAGACAUGGUGGCCUCUCCAUUCCCUCCCAUAGGCCAGAGGGCGAUGGCAGAGGCACGCCUUUAGGCUCGGUCCCUGUACACAGUGAGGGUCUUCCCGUUGCUAGUCUCUCUCCGUCGGGGAGUCCUUCCAUCCUGUCUGCGCAUUUACAAAGCGACACGGGACAGAGAAGCGGCCCCGGCAACCCAGGCGGUCUUUCCAAGGAGCAGCUGGAACACCGCGAGCGUUCUUUGCAGACACUGAGGGACAUCGAGAGGUUGUUACUACGCACUGGAGCGAGAGGGAGCCCUCACGGUGACGCGGGGGUUCCCACCGGUAACCUCGCAAAUAACGUUUCCCACGUCAUGAGCAACAGUAGCGGCGAUCGAGGUGCUAUUCUGGAGGACGGCGACAACGGUACAAACACUGGAGAUUGCGGUAGCAUGGCGCUGUCGGCGUUGGCGUCUCUGGGAACCAUGAAGAAGUUUGAAGAGCCACUGCAGUCAAUCAUGUCACAAACGCAGUCGCUCGGCGGCGCCGCUCACAGCCCCGAAAUGGACCCUCGCCAUCAUCUAGCGCAGCAUCCUCACCAGCAGCUAUCCUCGCCUGGCUUGGACAUGGGCCCCUUGCUUGGACCAGAGGGGCUGACCCAAGAGCAAAUCGCCUGGCGGAAACUCCAAGAAGAGUACUACCAGGAGAAAAGGAGGCAACAGGAAAUGCAAAGUCCACAGGACUUUAGGAUGAUGACUGAAACGGGCUUGCACGGAGGUCCCGUGAUGAUCAGGGGACCUCCUCCCCCAUAUCACAGCAAGCCUGGAGAUCAACAGUGGGUUUCUGCAAAUAUGAUGGGGGGAGGAGCAAUGCCUGGACAUUUACGAAUGGCCGCCAUGCACCAAGAAGGACCUGGACGUCCGAGGUUCCUAGCACACGUGCAGAGAGGCCCACCGGGUGGAGCGGGCUUUCCCGGCAGUCCAGGAGGGAUGUUACCCGUCGACGGUCUCGGACCCCAAAGACCGACCAGGCCGGGGAUUUGGCUCGAUAAUAUGCCCAACCACAUGGACGGCGGAGGUCAAUUCCACGGUCGCUACCCACCUCAACACUUGCUGGAUGAGCCAGAACAUCUUUUAGCCCGCGAGGAAUUAUUUCGCAUUUCCGACAAGCGGCAGUUGCAGGGUCUUCCUAGGUUUGAACUCGACCGGAUUAUGGCGCAGCAGCAACAGGGCAAUAUGGCUUCAAGAAUUAUGGAAAAUCCUGGAGUCCCAGACUUCUCCAAUGUGGGUAUGGGCAGGGGUCCCCCUUCCAAUCAAGGAGAUCCUAUGGACUUUCUCGGUUCACGGGAUAUGGUGGGCUCUCCCGGAGGAGGGCCUCAGAUUAGAGACUUAAUCGAUUGUCAUCUGGGGAGCAACCUUUCCAUCAACAUGAACCCACAGAUGAAUAUGCAGCAGCAGCAGCAUAUGGCUCUCCAGCAAAAACUCCGUAGAGGCGCAGGAAGAGUGGGGACUUUAAGUGAGUUCUUCACUCCUGGCGAGAUUGCAAGAAUACGAGCGUCACAAAAUGAAAGAAGAAAUAUGGGAAUGGUCUCGGGACCCGAUGGAUCCUUUCGUUUUCCGACGCAAGGCCCUUACGGUGGUGGAGCGGGCGAAGGGCCGUAUCCUCCGCAGCCCGGUCCGGAGAUGUUUGGGCCCGAACUGGAGGCUCGUAUUCAGAUGGGAAGUACGCCGCGGCUCAGUCAUAUGCCGCUCGCCGGAGACCUCCGAGGAGUCGCUCCCGGUCCUCGGCAUCCUCCCGACCUAUCGGUCAACGUUCACCCGAUGACCUCUCCUACGGUCCAGCUCAAUUCGCCAUCCCUUCACCGAGAGCCGUCGGCGCUUCUUCCUUCUCCGUCGGCCCCGGGGCAGAAGUCACCCUCCAUGAUGGCCCCCGCGGGCUCUCACCCCCCUCUUCCCCCUGCAUCUGGUGCGGGGACACCUUGCUCUUCUUCCGUGAAAUCACCCCAGAUAAUGGGCUCUUCGAACCAUGACUUGCACUCCCCAUCCAUCUCACCUGGGCGACUCAAGUCCCCGGCUGUGGCGAUGGGCUCUCCUGCGUGGAUGUCUCCCAAAACAGAUCCUUCAAGUCCGGCCGGUCUCACCGCCGUGAGGGCGGCGGGCAAUGGUGGAAGUCAUUCCGAGACGGGGCGAUCAAUCCCCCCCAGGAGUUCCAACUCCACCCCGAGUACCCAACCAGGCUCGAUGAAUCCCGGUAUGACAUUUGUGACUUCGCCCGACGGCUCAAAAGCAAAGAAUCCGUUGUCGCUGAUCAUGUCUCAGCUGUCCAAGUACACCCUGCCCAGUUCCACUCCUCUUUACCACGACGCAAUUAAGACAAUAGCCACUUCUGAUGACGAGAUGCUGCCCGAUCGACCUCUUCUGCCCGGUGUUAGCAUCGGAGGAAACCCGGCGGCAUCUCAGAUCCUGGUCUCCCAGAGUUCCAUCGGUGGCCAUAGUGAUUCCCAAAGCCCCGUGAGAAUCCCGAGCCAAGGUCAGCAGCAACUCUCCCACGAAGCCUCGGAACACAUGCUGUCUUCCCCAAACCCGACGGGCCUUCCUCUUCUGAGUUCCAACAUGAUGGUCGGAGGAAGCGAUGACCUCGGUCCUUGCAACAUCUCACCCAUGUCUCAAAACCAGAUGGCGACUUUCCCCCGCAUGCAGCCGUCGUCUCACGGCCGUAUUCGCUCACCCAUGGGCCGAAUGUCGCAGAAUUUCUCUCAGUCCGGCGAGGACAUCCUCCCACCUCAACGGCUGCACCAACGCCACCGUCAUCCCUCAGAGUCCUUCCCAGGCCUUUCCAUGGGCGAUGGCCCAGAUCUGAGCGAAGUCAUACGACCGACCCACUCGGGGAUUCCCGAGUUCGACCUGUCCCGCAUCAUUCCCUCCGACAAGCCCAGCAGCACUCUGCAGUAUUUCCCCAAGAGCAAACCGAACCAGGGGCCCGGCUCACAGCAGCCGACUUCUCAGCAGCUUCUCAAACACUUGUCUUCUUCUGGUUCUCCGCACAUCUCGUCAUCCAACCCCCACUUGGCCAAUUUGCAGAACAUGAUGGGGGAGCCGCCGCCUCACCAGGGGCACGGCGGACUCGGCCAAAACAUGGCCGUUCUCCAGGGGGACGCCAGGGGAAUGGUGUCUAACGCAGACAUGGGACACAUGUUGGGAAGGACAGGGAUGGUUCCCCAACAACAGCAAGCCAUGAUGCCCAACAGUCUUCUCCACCACCCCUACCCGGGAAUGAUGUCGCCUCAGCAGCACCAGCACAAUUUGAUGGCGAGGCAAAACAUGAUGAUGAUGCAGGCCAAGCAGCGCAACAUGCCGGGAGACCCCUUUGGCCCCCAGGCUGCUUUAAUGUCCCCUCAGGGUCCCUUGAUGGCCCCAUCCCACGCACAGACUGGAAUGAUGGGACCCCAGUCGCUCAGACAGCGGGGGAUGUCUCUGGACAGCCCCAUCGGUUACGGUCCCGACGGUAUGGCCAACAUGCCUUUUUGAUCGGUCCCACGCAGCCCGGACAAGUGUCUCUUUUACGUUACUGUGGCAAUCCAAGUAUCAGUCCUUCCUUCCAUUUUAAUUGGCAAUCAAAAAUCAAAAGGCACUCGUUGGACUUUUUUUUAGUAUAACAGAACAAAUGGAUAGCAUUGUGAUGGUUAACAGGCGAAUGGAUCUUUUCCAAGUCACGCUUGUUACCAAAUUUCCAGGUCACGGAAAGGCAACCAAUGACAUAAAUCGUAUUCAGUCCUGCGCCCUGUUAUACAUUUUCUAUUUUUAAUUGAACGUUGAAAAAUCAGGUUGUUGUCUCCCGCUCUUUUGUAUUACAU